This is a messenger RNA of Aphidius gifuensis, 2557 nucleotides long. RefSeq lists its product as uncharacterized. The transcript is spliced from 2 exons. The record is from RefSeq and is a predicted model, not a curated record. NCBI's taxonomy places the organism in Eukaryota, Metazoa, Arthropoda, Insecta, Hymenoptera, Braconidae. Bases 1103 to 1858 code for a protein of 251 amino acids.
AAUUAAUUUUAACAUAAUUUUUUAUUGUGAUAUAUACAUACGUAUGUAUAUAUAUUUUUUUAAACAAAUUUUUAACCAAUUUAAUUAGAAAAUUUAAUUCUAAGUUUGCAAGAUGAAUAAGCAAUAAGAGUAGUUGAUCUGAUAAUUAAUUUUUUUUAAUCCUGCCAAUGACAAUGACAAGCGAUUAGUUUUUUUUUUUUUUUUUUUUUUAAAUAAAUAACCGUCCACGUUGUGCCUCUGUAAGAGAUGAUUUAUAAAAAUUGUUAUUGAAAAUUACUAAAAUUACUAAAAUUAAAUAUUUUUAAAUUUUUUAUUGUCAAGCAAUGAUGGCUAGAGAUUUUUUUUUUCUAAAUUAAUUAUUAACAUUGUAAAUUAAAUAAUAAUAUUUUUAUUUUUUAUUUUUGCCUAUUAGUAAAUUAAUUUUAGAUAAAUAAUUUAUAAAAAUUACAGCAAUAACAAAUAGCAAUUUUAAAAUAUAGAAAAAAAAAAAAAUCAAGUAUUAAUUGCAAUUAAUAAUAAAUAAAUUGUAAUUUUUUUUUUUUUUAUUUUUUUCAUUAUUAAAUGAAUUAUAUAAUUUUAUAUAAAAAUCAUAUUUGUUAUGAAAAAUUUUACCCUGUUUUUAAAUUGAAGAAAAAAAAUUUUCCAUGUAAAUAAUAAAAUUAAUUAUUUUCUAAAAAUGUGAUUUUUUUUUUUCUAGCUAAAAGCUAUUUAAAGUGCCUAUUAUUGUAAUAUUUAAAUUUUAAUUAUACAUAUCUUUUAGGCAUUGUGAAAAUUUUGUAGAAUUUUUUUUAUAUAUAUAUUUAAUUUUGCUUUAAAGCUAUUAUUAUUAUUAUUAUUGGUUAAAGUAACAUGUGAAUACUAUGUAAGAAUGACGUUGAAGGUGAUUAUUAAUAAAAGUAAAUUUUUUCUCAUAGUUUACACGUGGAUCAUAACAUUUGUGUCCUUGUUAUUAGUGUGCCUUCAAAUUGACAAUAAAUAUAGUUAGUCACAACGAAAUUUGACUCAAAAUCUUCAACAUCUUUUGAGCUAUUAAAAUAUUAAUUUAUAAUUGUUAAUAUUAAAAAUUAAAAAUAUAUUUUAAUCUGAUAAUUGUAAAGGUGAAAUGUCGGGAAUUGUGAAUGGAGCUGUUGGACAUAUUGUUGGUGUUGGAAUUCAAGUUGCAGUUGGUGGAAUUCCAAUAUCACCAAAUGCUGAAAAAGCACUUGAUCUAAUGAGAAAUGUUGGUUUACCUGUACCAGCUAAAAAUUGGUUUACACCAAAAAAUGAUAAAAAAUUAAAUUCAGAUAAUAAAAAUAAUGUUGAAAAUGAAAUAUUAGAAAUUUAUGAUAAUGCUGCUGCUGAUAUUCGUCAAGUUGUCAAGUGUCUGUCUCCAGCAAUGGCUGAAAUUAAACAAGCCAUUAAAAAUAGAAGCAAAUCAGCUGAGCCAAUUUUAGAAAAAUCUAAAAGUUCUGCAGUUUUUUAUUCAUCAUCACAGCAGCAUGUAUCACCAUGUAAUAAUAAUUAUUAUUACUCAUCUCAAGUUGAACGUGAAAAAUCAAUGAAAAGUUAUGAGGAAAAAUUCAAGCCAGUUAAAAAAUGUCCAGUACAUGAUCAGACAAAUGAAUCAUCAAAACAAUCAAAGGAAAAACGAAAUUGCUCAAAAUCAACAACUCAAAAAAUAUGCAGCAAGGUAUCCAAGCAAAAAAAAUUAACUCAAGUUCAAUUGAAAAAUUGCUCAAAAUGUGGUGUUCAUGUUGAUGUUGUUAAAAUGUUGGGAAUGUUGAUUUGUGGACAUUAUCUUUGUCCUGAUUGUAUUCCUAAAAAUAAUUUUACACAUUGUCCAAUAUGUAAGAUAGUAUUGGUUGAGAAAAAAAAAUAAUAAUUAAGUCUAUUUAUAAAUUGUAAGUUUGUUUUGAAUUUUUUCAAAUUUUAUUUUUCAACUGUAGCUUAAAUUAAAUUUUAUUUAAAUUAAAUUUCAUUAGAAAAAAUUAAUUCAUUUAUUGUAUUUUCUAAUUUAAUAAAUAAAAGAGAAUAUUUUUUUUUUUUUAAAUAAAUAAAUAAGUAAAUUAUCAAAUAAACAAUUUUUCAUAUUAAUAAUAUUAUAAAUUAAAUUUUUUUAAUCUUGCAAUUAGCACCACCACUUAUCUAACCACUCACUUAAAAUUUUUUUUAAUCAUUAAUAAUUUAAAAUAAAAAAAAACCAUCUCUAAAAUAAAUAAAACUGUAAACUUUUUUCGAUUUUUUUUAUUCUUCAUAUUAAACAAAUACAUUAUACAAAAUUUUAUAUUUUUUUUUUUCAUAUAAAUAUCAUUAAAAAAAAAAAAAGUUUUAAACAAAUCUUCAAAACAAAAUCAACAGUCUUUUUCAAACAGUAAUAAUAAAGAAAAAAGCUUAAUAAUAAAUGCAAAAUAAAGAUCUAAGGAUAAUAUUUUUUUUUUUCAAUUUUUAAAAUUAAUCUUUCAUUAAAAAAAAAAAAACUUUAUUAAAGUUACAAGUUAAAAGACCAAAAUUAAAAAUACUAUCAUCUCAUCGUCAUCAUCAUUAUUUAUUGAAUACAAAAAACAAAAAAAAAAAAAAU